AUGCACAACGAUCAUAACGAUAAUUUAGGAAACAGUACAGUAGUUGAUAAUACUAUAUGUGUAGAUAACACUAGUGCUAUUUACCCACAAGUGAUCGAUGAUCUUAUGAACAAUGAAUCUAAUAUUAAAAAUAAGAAAAGAAAACAUAUCGGUCAACAAAAUCCAACAAAAAAGUUAAAUAUUGAUACUGAUAUGACAUUCUCAUUUGCACCAGCAUGGCGUUUACGGUCAAAAACGCGCUCGAAUCAUCAUGAUGAACAUAGUAUUACGUCUAUUAGGAACACAAUUAAUCGUGAGAAUAAAAAGAACUGA
Messenger RNA from Rotaria socialis, 312 nucleotides. The record is from the annotation of a GenBank genome assembly. Lineage: Eukaryota; Metazoa; Rotifera; Eurotatoria; Philodinida; Philodinidae.